Messenger RNA from Talaromyces marneffei, 729 nucleotides. RefSeq lists its product as uncharacterized. The record is from RefSeq and is a predicted model, not a curated record. Bases 1 to 729 code for a protein of 242 amino acids. The transcript has a single exon. Lineage: Eukaryota; Fungi; Ascomycota; Eurotiomycetes; Eurotiales; Trichocomaceae. Gene Ontology annotation, molecular function: acyltransferase activity, transferring groups other than amino-acyl groups.
AUGGACACUUCGACGACCGUAACUGUCGCGCCAGAAGUCGCAACAACAGAAAAACAAAUUCCAGCCUUGAUUACAUUUCAGACACAACCAGACAAUGACGAACACGAAACGGAUCGCAUCAACGCAUUGCGCUUGAUUGCCGACAGCGUCGCACAACAGCGCCAGGAAGCAAGUCGAGCCAUAAUCAUCCAUCCGAUCACCAUCGCCGCUGUUUUAGCCUUGUGUGCUGUCUUGUCUCAUCACAUCAACGAUCUUGCUACUAUUGUGACCACGACGGCAGGUUGUUUGAUGGCGGGAAUGGCUGGAGUGGGUUACCUCACUUACGGAUACUUGGAGCUUGCGGAAAAGACGGGGACGUGGUCAUUUUUACGCCCAGAUGCGAAUUCCGACAAGGAAGACGUUCUGAUUGUCACCAAAUACGGCGAUGAUAUUAUCGGCGCAUUGGUUUUGAGAUUGUUAUCCGUCUCCGAGAACAAGAAGAACCCCAAAGUCAAGGCGGUCAUUCGUGCAUGGACCGUGAAACAGAGAUAUCGUAACAAGACCUUCGGUACGGCUCUGCUGGAGGAAGCGAUCGCUUUGUGCAAGAAGAAUGGAUGGAAGGGCCCUGAGUUCUCGCCGGAUCAUGCAAAUUCCAAACGUAUUCUUCCAAGCAUGUUUCACAAGAGCUUGGAUCGGAAGGAAGCGAAAGCUCGGAGGUUGUUGGAGAGGUUGAUGGAUUCCAGGAAAUAG